AUGUCUUCCACCAUUGCGCAGGGUAUAGCCGGUCGUGUGAAUGCAGAAUGGAUGCCAAGUCAGCCUUCUGCAGCACCAGCAGGCCGCAAUGAUCUAAAUAAUAACAACAAAGGAACGACUGUUGGACAGCAGGCUUCUUGGCAGGCAACGCAAGAUGCCAAAAACACCCCAAAUCAGCAAUCUCCUUCCUACAAGCAAGCUGCCUCCAACACUCAGGAUGAUGGGCAAUAUCACCCAAAUCAACCCAAGUCCCAGACACCACAGCUCGGCAAAGCUCUAGACGCCACGAACCAACAACCAGCUCUGGGACAGCAAGCUUCUUCGCUGAUACCACAAAAUUCUGGAAGUCAGCAAUUGUCCCCAAAUAGCCAAGCCUCAAAUAGCCAAGCCUCAAACAGCAAAGCACCUUCCAGCACCCAGGAUGAUGGCCAGUACCACCCAAACCAGCAAUCAUCUACAAACAAUCAAGCAUCUACAAACAAUCAAGCAUCUGCAAACAAUCAAGCAUCUACAAACAAUCAAGCAUCACCCAUCACUCAGGAUGAUGGCCAGUACCACCCGAACUCGGCUGGGGGCAAGGGAAGUCCUUCUACUUCAAGUAGCGGUCAAUACAGUCCUCAGCAACAACAGCAGCAGCAACAACAGCCAGCAGAAGACCAUGCUCAGGUGGAUCAAGCAUUCACCCAAACACAACACGGACCAAGCAUAAACGCAUACGACACCCAGCAAUUGGACUGGAGUCAAGUCGGCCCUGUAGGCGAAAGUUGGAAUUCAGUGGUUGGUGCUACCCAGUCGCCUACCUCAACUCAGCUACACCCUACUGGCCAUCCAACAUCAACAUCAACCAGUGCUCCUUCAAUACCCGCGUCUUCAGAAACAGGUUCAUCUGCCAGUUCACCCGCUGCACGUGCGGGUAUUGUUUUGUCGGUCGGUGCUGCCGUAGCACUCAUUGCACUUCUGAUUUUGUUCCCACUUUGUAAGCGACGCAGGCGCCUGCAAAAAGUACUUGGCGAUAAGGAAAAAGAAGUUGUCGUGGAUGGCCCUCUAAAGGGAGCUACCCAGUCUCUCAACGGGUUCAUAUCAAGAGUUCAGAGCCAAAGUGCUCGACUGGCUUUGUUAACGCCCGCUCUCAUUAGACCCAAGCGGCAACCUUCAAACCCUGCCGUGUGUUUUGAUGACACGCAUAUUGGUAGUGAGACCAACAACGAUACGAUUGUUUCACACAAAUCUCCUCGAAUCGAGAUUUACCCUGCGUCCCACUACUCACCACCUAACUCAGUUUCUUCUUGGGAGACAGAACUGUCUAAGUCGCGUUCCAACAGCUCCUUGGCGCAGUCAGAAGACGCAAAACCAGAGCAAACCGGAAGCCCCAAUGUUGGCCAUGGAAGUGGUCUAGGGACACUAGAAAACCUGAGCGUGGGAAACCUCGUCGCUGCCAACCCAUCAAUGAGAAAUAUUUAUACCGUGGAAAUGGAUUAUAGCUCUAAAAGAGCUGGCCAGCUUGACCUUCAAGCCGGCCAACGUUUGUGCAUAAUGCAGACCUUUGACAAUGGCUGGGCAAUGGGAGUUCGCCUCGACUGUCCUGAAGGAGGAUUAGUGCCCCGCUCUCAUCUCUCUGCUGAACCUGACAGCGAACCUCUUCGACGUACUGGCGAGCACAGAAAGUCAAACCGAUACUCUUUCAACCAACGACGUCUUAGUUCUUUGGGCUCGCGCUUUUAUUCCUUGUUUUCUCCCUCAGCGCAAGAGCCACACCCUUCGUCCCCUGUUUAG
This is a messenger RNA of Penicillium crustosum, 1773 nucleotides long. RefSeq names its product SH3 domain-containing protein. The transcript is spliced from 2 exons. The record is from RefSeq and is a predicted model, not a curated record. Bases 1 to 1773 code for a protein of 590 amino acids. Gene Ontology annotation, molecular function: protein binding. NCBI's taxonomy places the organism in Eukaryota, Fungi, Ascomycota, Eurotiomycetes, Eurotiales, Aspergillaceae.